This is a messenger RNA of Oncorhynchus nerka (sockeye salmon), 2480 nucleotides long. RefSeq names its product asparagine synthetase [glutamine-hydrolyzing]-like. Gene Ontology annotation, molecular function: asparagine synthase (glutamine-hydrolyzing) activity. NCBI's taxonomy places the organism in Eukaryota, Metazoa, Chordata, Actinopteri, Salmoniformes, Salmonidae. The transcript is spliced from 12 exons. The record is from RefSeq and is a predicted model, not a curated record. Gene Ontology annotation, cellular component: cytosol. Bases 461 to 2041 code for a protein of 526 amino acids.
CCAGCUGUAUGGCAUGCAACCCAUCCGCAUCAAGAAGUUCCCCUACCUGUGGCUCGUCUACAACGGGGAGAUCUACAACCACCACACAGUGUGAGUGUUGACGAGGACAAGGCUGGUCAUGCUGUCAUGCUGAUUGAGUUCGAAUAACAGACUGGAAGCUUCAAAAGGAGGGUGGUGCUUGGAAUCAUUGUUCUUCCUCUGUCAACCAUGGUUACCUGCAAGGGAACACGUGCCGUCAUCAUUGCUUUGCACAAGAAGGGCAAGGCUAGGAUAUUGCUGCCAGUAAGAUUACACCUAAAUCAACCAUUUAUCGGAUCAUCAAGAACUUCAAGGAGAGCGGUUCAAUUGUUGUGAAGAAGGCUUCAGGGCGCCCAAGAAAGUCCAGCAAGCGCCAGGACCGUCUCCUAAAGUUGAUUCAGCUGUGGGAUCGGGGCACCACCAGUACAGAGCUUGCUCAGGAAUGGCAGCAGGCAGGUGUGAGUGCAUCUGCACGCACAGUGAGGCGAAGACUUUUGGAGGAUGGCCUGGUGUCAAGAAGGGCAGCAAAGAAGCCACUUCUCUCCAGGAAAAACAUCAGGGACAGACUGAUAUUCUGCAAAAGCUGAAGAAGCAGUUCGAGUUUACGGACUACCAGACCAAAGUAGACGGUGAGAUCCUGCUUCACCUGUACGAGCGGUUCGGCAUUCAGAAGAUGGCGUCCCUAUUGGACGGAGUGUUCGCCUUCAUCCUCCUGGACACAGCCAAUAGGAAAGUGUUCCUGGGGAGGGAUACGUAUGGCGUGCGGCCCAUGUUCAAACUACUGACCGACAACGGCUUCUUGGCUGUGAGCUCUGAGGCUAAAGGUCUGACUGAUAUCACCCACUCCAUGUCUUCUCCUCCUAAGAUCACUCCGUUCCUCCCGGGGCACUUUGAGGUGUUUGACCUGAAGCCCACUGGGAAGGUAGAGUCUAUUCAGAUGGACCGCUUCCACUACUGCACCCAGGAGCCCAGCCACGCUGUCUAUGACACGGUAGAAAUGCUACCCUCCGGUUUUGUCCCAGAGACAGUGAAGAGCAACAUUCGGUUGUUGUUUGAGAACGCUGUCCGGAAACGCCUCAUGGCCCACAGGAGGAUCGGCUGUCUUCUAUCAGGUGGGCUGGACUCCAGUCUGGUGGCAGCUAUGCUGGUCAAACUGGCCAAAGAGGAGAAGUUGAAGUACCCCAUCCAGACCUUCGCUAUCGGGGCUGAAGACAGCCCAGACAUCCUGGCUGCUCGCAUGGUGGCGUCGUACAUCGGCAGUGAGCACCACGAGGUCAACUUCACCCCUGAGGAAGGUUUCAAAGCCGUGGAGGAGGUCAUCUUUCACCUGGAGACCUAUGACAUCACCACCAUACGCGCCUCUGUCGGCAUGUACCUAGUGUCAAAGUACAUCCGUGAGAAGACUGACAGCGUGGUGAUUUUCUCUGGGGAGGGCUCUGAUGAGCUGACACAGGGGUACAUCUACUUCCACAAGGCUCCCACGCCCAAGGCAGCAGCAGAGGAGAGUGUUCGUCUGAUGAAGGAGCUCUACCUCUUUGACGUCCUGAGAGCCGACCGCACAACCGCUGCACAUGGUCUGGAGCUGAGAGUGCCUUUCCUGGACCACAGAUUCACAGCGUACUACCUCUCCCUGCCUGAGGAGAUGAGGCAACCUAAGGAUGGAGUGGAGAAGCACCUCCUCAGAGACUCAUUUAAAGGUCUGAACCUGAUCCCAGACGAAAUCCUAUGGAGACGUAAAGAGGCCUUCAGCGACGGAAUGACUUCUGUCAAGAAGUCCUGGUACAACAGCCUGCAGGACCAAAUGGAGUCUGAGGUGAACGACUACGAUCUGGAGAAAGCUCCUAAGACAUUCCCGUUCCUCCCUCCCAGAACCAAAGAGGCGUACUUCUACCGCCAGGUGUUUGAGAAUCUUUACCCGGGCCAGGCUAAGUGGCUCAGCCACUACUGGAUGCCCCGUUGGAUCAAUGCUACAGACCCCUCAGCCAGAACUCUCUCCAUCUACAAGCCUGACAAGGACCAGUGAUACAGAAACAACAGUGGCUCUUUUCCAAUACCCUCACUAGCGUAGCACUUAGAAUGAAGCAGUCCAUUGAGCAUGCAUGCAUUAUAAGUGGUAUGCUAGUAUGGAUAUUGGAACCUAGACCGUGUCAGCUGUCAAUUACCUCUGUCACCAUUACUACAACUCCUCUUCACAACAAACCUAUCUAGAAUUUGUCUCAUGCUAGAGUUGUGACGAUUGUGGGAUUUUAGGGUAACAAAUUGUAAUUUUUGUUGAAAAAUGUUUUUGACCUUGUAAUGCAUCUUUAGCUACUACAUACCUAAUGAAUACAACACUGCUUUGGAACUUUGGAAAUGAAGCUUCUCCUACUGACCGUGCUGCUAGCAAAAUGCUAUUGGAUAAACUGUCUACUUGAAUUUAAAGUUGAAUCCCCUCUUCUCCUAAAAUAAAGGCAUUAAGACUA